Messenger RNA from Entamoeba nuttalli P19, 462 nucleotides. RefSeq names its product nucleolar phosphoprotein Nopp34, putative. Bases 1 to 462 code for a protein of 153 amino acids. Lineage: Eukaryota; Evosea; Mastigamoebida; Endamoebidae. Gene Ontology annotation, molecular function: RNA binding. Gene Ontology annotation, biological process: maturation of LSU-rRNA from tricistronic rRNA transcript (SSU-rRNA, 5.8S rRNA, LSU-rRNA). The record is from RefSeq and is a predicted model, not a curated record. The transcript has a single exon. Gene Ontology annotation, cellular component: nucleolus.
AUGCAAUUUGAAUCAUCAGAUUUUGCUGAAAUAACACCAAAAGAUGUAGAAGCAAAUAAACCAAUUGUUCGUAUUUAUAAUCUUCCAAGAAUUCUUGAUGAACGUGAUUUAAGAAGAUAUUUCUCUCAAUAUGGAGAAUUAAAAGGAUUAGCUAUUAAGAAAACUGAUUAUGGAGUAAGUAAAGGAACUUGUGUUGUUAAAUUUGCUGAUUGUGUAGUAGCACGUAUAGUAGCAGAAACAUUAAAUAAUCAUAUUUUAGAAAAUCGAUUACUUCGUACAGAAUUAUGUGAAGCAAAAAAACAUAGAUUUCAUUCAACUUAUCCAGUUUCAAAAGAACAAAGAAGAAAAGAACCACAAAUCAAAGUUAUUACUCAAAAAGAUGUUGAUGAAAGAAAAGCUUCAAAUGAAGAAUUAAGAAAGAAAUUAGAAGAACUUCAUAUUGAUUUUGAUUUCCCACAAUAA